Mizuhopecten yessoensis (Yesso scallop) is the source of this 638-nucleotide messenger RNA. RefSeq names its product kelch-like protein 24. The record is from RefSeq and is a predicted model, not a curated record. The transcript is spliced from 2 exons. Gene Ontology annotation, molecular function: protein binding. NCBI's taxonomy places the organism in Eukaryota, Metazoa, Mollusca, Bivalvia, Pectinida, Pectinidae. The coding region runs from base 15 to 638 and encodes 207 amino acids.
GUCUGUAAACCAAAAUGGAAGAAAGUACAUGGAUGGGAACAAAUCCAGAGUAUGUCAAGGGUACUGGGCGCUCUCAGUUCCGGGAUUUCUUCAACAAUUCAGAGUUCAGCGAUGUCAAAAUCUUCUGUGGAGAAAAGGAGUUCUUUGGUCACAAGAUUGUGCUGUCCUCUUGCAGUGAGGUGUUUCGCACUAUGCUGUCAACAUGUAAUGUGAACCACCUGACUCUGGAGGAGAACUGUCUGAUGGAGGAAGUGUUUGAACAGGUCCUGGAGUUCUUAUAUACCUGGCAGAUCACAUUCUGUGAGGAGAACAUUACACCCCUCCUCAUGUUGGCUGACAAGUACAUGAUAGAGGACCUGAUCGCCCUUGGCAUAAAAUAUAUGGUAGAGAAUCUGUCCCAAGAGAAUGUCAUCCCUUGGUACAAGUUUGCACUGCAGUUCAACAUUGAGGCACUGUAUAAUAAGUGUGUGACCUAUCUGGGCACCAAAUUUGACAUCUUCUUUUCCAAUGGUGAACUCAUCAAGUUAGAAGUCGAUGAACUGAUGCCUAUUCUGGAUUCAGGCAUGCUUGUAACAAGGUCAGAACUUCAGGAUUCUUUCUGGUUGUCAAGUGGAUGCAAUGUUACGAUCGUGCUAUAG